CGUAAAGUUAGUUUUUCCUACAGACAUGAAUGUAGCACAGUGCCACGUCAGCUGACUGAACUCAUGUGACAGUCUGGACCAGCACGUCAACAUGGCUGCAGCACAACAACCUGUCUACUGGCUGGGGAACGAAACCCUGAGGGUGUCUGCUGCCCUGUUUGCAGAGAAUCGCCAACGUCUGUGCAGUGGGCUGAAGGCCAAAGAUGGGUUGGUGCCGCAGUCGAUGGUGGUGCUGCAAGGUGGAGAGCAGACGCAGAGGUACUGCACGGACACAGACCUGCUCUUCAGACAGGAGUCUUUCUUCCACUGGGCUUUCGGAGUAACCGAGGCUGAUUGUUAUGGAGCCAUUGACGUGGAGUCAGGAAAAUCCAUCCUUUUUGUUCCCAAGCUGCCUGAGAGCUAUGCUACUUGGAUGGGAGAGAUCCAUUCUAAAGAACACUUUAAGACAAAGUAUGCUGUGGAUGAGGUGCACUACGCCUGCGAUAUUGCUGAUGUUCUGUCCCACAUGAGCCCUGAAGUUCUCCUCACACUGCGAGGACAGAAUACAGAUAGCGGGAGCAUCUGCCGUGAAGCCUCCUUUGAAGGAAUUAGCCGCUUCACAGUCAACAACACUUUCUUACACCCUGUCAUUGUGGAGUGCCGUCUGACUAAGACCGACAUGGAGCUGGAGGUCCUGCGCUACACCAACAGGAUUUCCAGCGAGGCUCAUAAAAUGAUCAUGAAGCAUGUCAGACCUGGCCAGAAAGAAUAUGAAAUGGAGAGCCUCUUCCAGCACUACUGCUACAACAAAGGAGGGAUGCGUCACACAUCCUACACCUGUAUCUGUGGAACGGGACACAACUCCUCCAUCCUUCAUUACGGCCAUGUUGGGGCUCCAAAUGACAAGACGAUUGCAGAUGGAGACAUGUGUCUGUUCGACAUGGGUGGAGAGUACUAUUGUUACUCCUCAGACAUCACCUGCUCCUUCCCAGCCAACGGAAAGUUCACUGCAGACCAGAGGGCCAUCUAUGAGGCGGUCCUCAAAUCCUCCCGAGAUGUCAUGGCUGCAAUCAAACCAGGUGUUAAGUGGACUGACAUGCACCGCCUGGCUGACAGGGUUCACCUGGAGGAGCUGGUAAAGAUCGGCAUCGUGACCGGCAGCGUGGAGGACAUGUUGAAGGUCCACCUGGGCUCCGUCUUCAUGCCCCACGGCCUUGGACACCUGCUGGGCAUUGAUGUGCACGAUGUGGGGGGAUACCCUGAGGGGCUUGAGCGUAUCAACGAGCCUGGACUGAAGAGUCUCCGGAUGGGCCGUCUGGUUCAGGAGAGGAUGGUGCUCACGGUGGAGCCGGGCAUUUACUUCAUCAACCACCUGCUGGACGAGGCCUUGGCCAACCCCGCACAGAGCUGCUUCAUCAAUAACCAAGUGCUGGCUCGCUUCAGAGGCUUCGGAGGGGUCCGCAUUGAAGAUGACAUUGCAGUCACACAUGACGGCAUCGAGCUGCUGACCUGCGUCCCCCGCACCGUGGAGGAGAUCGAGGCUUUCAUGGCUGAAACUGCGAAACCUUUCAGCCCUCUCGUCAGCGUCUGAUUGACGUCUCACAGUUAAGAUGAAAACAUUGUGAUUUCAUUCCUUACUUUAAAUGAAGAACAAAGAUUAUUCUUUGGUAAAAAAUGGAAGUUCUUACUCUUAUAUCUCACCUGUACAACAGAAUACACAAUCAAGAUGAUUAUUGAGUCAUAGAAUCAAAAACAUGUUUUUCAAAACAGCAUCUUUACGAAGCUGUCACAAUGUUUUGAAAAUUGUGCAGCGGUCACUUAAAGGGAAAAACUCCACCUGAACACAUGUCAAGUGUUCAUGUAUGUGCCUCUUAGAGAAACACAAAUUAUUUUUUAUUUUAUUAUGAAAUUUGUAUUCUUCUGUGUUCCUCUUUGUAAACAUUGAUUCACAAAAUGCUUUUGAUUUCAAUUAAAGUCUCAACAUUUCAACCUUU
Labrus bergylta (ballan wrasse) is the source of this 1973-nucleotide messenger RNA. RefSeq names its product peptidase D (gene pepd). Lineage: Eukaryota; Metazoa; Chordata; Actinopteri; Labriformes; Labridae. Gene Ontology annotation, molecular function: manganese ion binding; metalloaminopeptidase activity. The record is from RefSeq and is a predicted model, not a curated record.